AUGUCUCUGACUCCCUUUACUCUGGUCCGGCUUGUUACACAUCUGGCCAUGAUGCUGGGAGCCUCAGAGAAACCCCAGGUUGUCCAACAGAUAAUCCAGCCACCUGUGGAGGAUGUCAGUUUGUUUCUCAGGCUGCACAUAAUAAAGGAUCUUGAACAGCUGUCACAGGCACUGGGAAAAGGAGCUGACGACACUGUAACAUCUGUUCACUUGGUGCUCAGAUCACUUCAAGAACUACCACAUGCCAGUAACUCUACUAUUGACCCUUACCUUACAUCCAAAGAAUCCAGAAACACCUGGGAGACUACUGUGGCUACAGAUAUUAUGACACCAAAGUUGAAGGACCUUGACCAACUCCUACAAGAGGCAAAGGGAACCAUUCGAAAUGACUCCCGUGUAUCUUCCAACUUCAUCAUAAGGACGAUCCACGGUGAUGACUGUAGCUUCCUCACCCCACUGCAACAGGGCUCUGAGGUCAACAGCUCAGCAGUGUGGAGCUGCAGGGAGAGGCUGUCGCUGCUCAGCCUCACACACAUUAUGGAGACUAAUGAUCAAAAGGAGGAGCUCCCCCUGCUCUGGAGGUUCCUGCAGAAGGAGAGAGAGUUUCGACAUAUCAAAUUCCUCCCUGAAAUCCUAAUCCUGCAGAAACGUUUGGUGAGAAAGUACCAGAACGCAACUGAAGAGAUCGUGGGCUCCAUCAGAGAAUUCAUAGAUCAGCAAACAGAAAUGAGGCAAUGGUAUCAACAACAUAUUGAGACCUUCCUGGAAACAUGGAAUCAGCUAAGAGUUUCUGUAACCAGCAAUGAAAUAAAAAUUCCAGAGGAAUUUUGCAGCAGGGAUUUGGACUUGGACAGUGACUUGCAGUACCUCCUGCCCCGUCGGCAGGGUCCAGGCCUGUGUGCCACAGGGCUUCUCAGUUAUCUGGUGACUCUCCACAAUGAGUUGAUGAAUGCAGUGGACCACCACACAGGAGAGGACAACAGUAACUACACAGUGAGUCUGUCAGAGCUAAUGGAGCACCAUGUGAUCUGCUAUGAUGUGGAGAAGGACCUGUUUCCUCUGGUUUUGUCUAACUGCCAGUACAGCUUGGAACGUGGCCACGAGACAAUAUCUGAGUAUGACCUGCCCAGGAUCCAACAGCAGAUCCUCACCCAUUUUCUGCAGGGAAAACCUCUCAUUACCCGCGCAGGAAUUCCCGUGCUGGUCAACACACAGGAGAGAGACUAUGACACCAUUUUCAAAACUGUUUGUGGAAAAGUGCCACAGAUUCCUCUGUCCUCUCUGGCCCAGAACACUGUGUCCAGAGAGCUCGACUCAUACAGCGAGGUGUGCGCGGCACUCAAGAUUGUGGAGCUUCUUCUAGGUUUCCUGUCUUUAACCAGUGGUGAUCCCACUAUGAAAUUAGUCACUUACCUUCAGGACGUACUAAAGAUGGACCAAAACAUUGAUCAUCACAUACUGAAGGCUUUUGGUAAAUGUACCCUCGGACACUGUGUUUGUCUGUGGAAAGUCCUCUCCUCACUCAGAUCUGAAAACAUGCUGCGUCUCAAAAGGAACCCCUUUUCAGAAUAUCCACCUGAGUACCAGAUGCCACUGAGUGAGGAAAACAAGGCUGAGCUGAAAAAAAUUAUUUCUAGAGGAAAUGUGGACCAGUGGCUGAUUGAGAUCCAUGAAGUUCUUUUGUUGGGUCUGGGCUGCCUACGGGCCACUGAGGAUUGGAAUCCAUCCUGGAGCUUGAAGCAGGCUGUUAGUGUGUACAUGAGACAUAAAGACGUUCCACCUUACAUGAAGGAAGACUUCCCUGAAAAUCUGCAGCUGUCCCAGAUAGUAGAGACAUGGAAAUACGCUAUAACAGCAAAACAGGAGUGGAUGAUGGAGGGAUGA
Molecule: messenger RNA, 1884 nt
Organism: Neolamprologus brichardi
Lineage: Eukaryota; Metazoa; Chordata; Actinopteri; Cichliformes; Cichlidae
Source: RefSeq, a predicted model, not a curated record